ACGGAUGAGUUACUUUCGUCCCAACCACUUGCGGCCUUCUUCCGGACAACUUGCCCAACCAAAAUAAUCUGCCGUCUUCAUGUCAAAUCCACCCGCUUCGUCUUCGUCUUCACGUGUCACUUUUGCGAGCCUGACUCCUAGAAACCUUGGGACAGUCAAGAAACUCAAUUCAGUCUUGUUUCCCAUCAAGUACAGUGACAAGUUCUACCAGGAUGUCAUAGCUCCCGAGGUCGAAGACUUCUGUCAGCUCAUCUAUUAUAACGAUGUUCCUGUGGGCAAUAUCUGCUGCAGAUUAGAGAACAACAAAGAUCUGUAUCUCAUGACUAUGGGCGUUCUGGCACCAUAUCGCUCCAAACAGCUUGGUUCUCAGGCCCUGAAACGCGUCAUCAAGGCUGCUGCUUCUCAUUCCAAACCCAAAAUCAGACGUAUAUAUCUUCACGUACAAGUCUCAAACACUGACGCCAAGAGGUUCUACGAGAGACAUGGUUUCAAAGAAGCAGGCAUCAAAGAGGAUUACUACAAGAAGAUUAUGCCACGCGGCGCGUGGAUAUUAGAGAGGAUCAUUGAUUCUGAAGACAAACAGGACCAGGAGAAGCCUGAAUUGUGAAAUUGCAACCACUGCUGCAACAUCUGACCACGCUUUUCACUAUGCCAAUCAUUCCUUCCGGUACAGACUUGCCUCAAUGUUGAAUAUGAUAUUAGUAUGUGGAGUAAAUUGCAAUCGAGCGAUUGAUGAUUCUAUAUUAUCAAGUUAGCUUUGCAAGUCGCAACACAGCACAAAGCAAGUUACUAACAAACAACGCCAUUUCAAUUUGCAUCUUCGUCAUAUCCACAAUGCUUCACAAGCUG
Molecule: messenger RNA, 849 nt
Organism: Suillus discolor
Lineage: Eukaryota; Fungi; Basidiomycota; Agaricomycetes; Boletales; Suillaceae
Product: N-acetyltransferase NAT13
Exons: 4
Coding region: 80-607 (175 amino acids)
Biological process (GO): mitotic sister chromatid cohesion
Cellular component (GO): NatA complex
Molecular function (GO): acyltransferase activity, transferring groups other than amino-acyl groups
Source: RefSeq, a predicted model, not a curated record